This is a messenger RNA of Penicillium angulare, 276 nucleotides long. RefSeq lists its product as uncharacterized. The record is from RefSeq and is a predicted model, not a curated record. The transcript has a single exon. Bases 1 to 276 code for a protein of 91 amino acids. NCBI's taxonomy places the organism in Eukaryota, Fungi, Ascomycota, Eurotiomycetes, Eurotiales, Aspergillaceae.
AUGGCUGCCGAAUCCCCUCUUCGGGCCACUUACACCGCUCCUGACGCCACCAAAUCCUUCCAAUUUACAAUCCCACCCGCUUCCCAAGAUUCCUUUGCAGCGAAACAAGCCCACUUGGCAGCACUACGCUCCGAAGUCCCUAAGCUCCAGGAUGAAAUCAAUGUCUACUUAACCGCGCGAAUGGAAGAAGAUAAAAAGGCUCAAGGCCAACUCUCAGAGAAGGAAGCUAAGGAGGAGGAAAACUACGGCGAGGAAGUGGUGGAAGAUGAUGCGUGA